Messenger RNA from Conger conger (European conger), 2514 nucleotides. RefSeq names its product oocyte zinc finger protein XlCOF6-like. The record is from RefSeq and is a predicted model, not a curated record. Gene Ontology annotation, molecular function: histone methyltransferase activity; protein binding. The transcript has 11 exons. The coding region runs from base 1 to 2514 and encodes 837 amino acids. NCBI's taxonomy places the organism in Eukaryota, Metazoa, Chordata, Actinopteri, Anguilliformes, Congridae.
AUGGAUCUUCGGCCGGUGUCCGAGUUCGGAGGAAAAGGGGAUCCAGAGGAGGAAUUCGCAAUAGAAUGCGAAGACGCGGAUAAAUUAGAGGAGCUCAAAGUUUACUUCUCCAAGACUGAGUGGACCAAUUUGCAGAAAUGUGAGAAAGUGCGAUUCAAAAGGAUCAAGAGGAACCAUGAAGUUAUGUUAGCCCUUGGACGAUCGAAGAAAGAGCGCUUGAAAUCGCAGAAGGGGCAGGCAAACGUUUACGCCCGUGGUGAAAAGCUCCGCAGCGGGCCAAAAGUGUGCUACACUGAGCAAGAGGAGCCCAGAGAUGAAGAUUAUUUCUAUUGUGACGAGUGCCAGUCCUUCUUCACUGAUGAAUGCCCGGUCCACGGCCCCCCUUCAUUCAUCUUUGACUGUCCAGCGCCCGUGGGGAUCCCCGACAGGGCCCGGCUUACCCUGCCACCCAGUCUGGAGGUCAGAGUCUCCAGCAUCCCGGGAGCAGGCCUGGGGGUGUUCGCCAAGGGACAGACAGUGCCCAGUGGAGUGCACUAUGGACCCUACGAGGGAGAGCUGACUGAGGAAGACGUAACCACGGAGAGCGGCUACUCCUGGAUGAUCUCCCGGAGCAGGCCCUGUGUCAUUGAUGCCAAGAGAGAAACCCACUCCAACUGGAUGAGAUAUGUUAACUGUGCUCGAAACGAGGAGGAGCAGAAUCUUGUGGCUUUCCAGUACAGAGGGUCUAUUCUGUAUCGCUGCUUUAACCCCAUUCACCCAGGGGAGGAGCUGCUGGUGUGGUAUGGGGACGACUAUGCCAAAGACCUGGGUAUCACCUUCGACGACCUGUGGAGCAACAAGUGCUCUUCUAAAGCAGAGAUCUACCUGCACAAACACAUCAAGCACUCUCACCAUGAGGAAUAUGUGAGACUGCUCAGAGCAGGAUCAGUCACACCAGAGAGUCUCCAAACCUCCACCAGCUCCCACAGGCACUGUGCACCCUCUCAGACUGGCCCAGAUACAGUCAGACUCCCAAAACAGGUGGAAACCAGCAGCAAGAGAGCGCAUGCAUGCGCCCAGUGUGGAAAGAGUUUCAGUCGGGAGGCACACCUUAAACGACACCAGCAAACUCACACAGGGGAGAGGCCGUACCACUGCGCCCAGUGUGGCAAGAGUUUCAGUCGGGGGCGAACCCUUAAACGACACCAGCGAACUCACGGAGGGGAGAGGCCGUACCACUGCGCCCAGUGUGGGAAGAGUUUCAGUUGGGAGGGAACCCUUAAGCUACACCAGCAAACUCACACAGGGGAGAGGCCGUACCACUGCGCCCAGUGUGGAAAGAGUUUCAGUCACGGGACAGACCUUAAACGACACCAGCGAACUCACACAGGGGAGAGGCCGUACCACUGCGCCCAGUGUGGGAAGAGUUUCAGUCGGCAGGGAACCCUUAAACGACACCAGCGAACUCACACAGGGGAGAGGCCGUACCACUGCGCCCAGUGUGGGAAGAGUUUCAGUUGGGGGCGAACCCUUAAAGUACACCAGCGAACUCACACAGGGGAGAGGCCGUACCACUGCGCCCAGUGUGGGAAGAGUUUCAGUGAGAAGGGAACCCUCAAACGACACCAGCGAACUCACACAGGGGAGAGGCCGUACCACUGCGCCCAGUGUGGGAAGAGUUUCAGCCUAGGGGCACACCUUAAACUACACCAGCGAACUCACACAGGGGAGAGGCCGUACCACUGCGCCCAGUGUGGGAAGAGUUUCAGUCACGGGUCACACCUUAAACGACACCAGCGAAAUCACACAGGGGAGAGGCCGUACCACUGCACCCAGUGUGGGAAGAGUUUCAGUGUGGAGGGAAGCCUUAAACUAAACCAGCGAAUUCACACAGGGGAGAGGCCGUACCACUGCGCCCAGUGUGGGAAGAGAUUCAGUGUGGAGGGAAACCUGAAACGACACCAGCGAACUCACACAGGGGAGAGGCUGUACCACCGCGCCCAGUGUGGAAAGAGUUUCAGUCACGGGACAGACCUUAAACUACACCAGCGAACUCACACAGGGGAGAGGCCGUACCACUGCGCCCAGUGUGGGAAGAGUUUCAGUCGGCAGGGAACCCUUAAACGACACCAGCGAACUCACACAGGGACAAACAACUUGCUAUGUUCCAUCACCGGGAUCUGUCGCAUCGCUACAAAGAAGAGAAUGCUGUGUGAGGCGUGUAGGGAGAAGCACAGCCUCUACUCUGGGGUGACAGAGCUGUUCACUGUGCGCAUGGCCUCCUACUUGCUGCUGCCCUACCCCCUCCCUGUGCAGACUGCGUACUGCAGGGCACAGAGGCUGGUGGAGUGGAUACCCGAGGUGACAGAGGACAUGAGGUGGCUGUAUGGGGUGGCUGGCUCUGUGUACAGACAGGCGUGGAGAGGAGGAGCUCCCAGCACGGGCAGUGAAAACGUGCUCCCACACCAGCCCUUUUGGGAGAAGAUUGGACGCCCCCCUGCUCGAGACAUAAAGCCUCUUACCCCAGAAGAGUGA